CUCAGGGUCCUCUAUCCGAAGUCGGUCUUAGAAGUACCAGAUCCGAAGGAAGCAGUCUUUGUACCCUUUUCGCUGUUUUGGGAUUGUAAAUGCGAUAUAGAAACAUCAUUGAAGGACUAUCUGAAGUCGAAGAGGACACACUGCGUCUAUUCGAUUCCAUACACAAAGGAAUAUAUUAUUUUGCCCAUACAGCAUCAAGGGCCGUUCCGUUUCACACUGUACGACGGAAGAAUGCAUGUCGGCUUUUAAGCAAUUUUACAUGCAGUUUCUGAUGCAGGGGUAAAUCACCUCGGUUUUCGGUGCUUUUUACCCUGUAGUCUGAAGGAUUUGUGGCUGUGCCAUCGUACGUUCAGGAAUGCAUCGCUUUCUUUUAUAGUUGAAUGUAACUUUGUCUUCGAUCCCAGCUCUGAGGGUUUUGAUAGCCUACUGGAUAAGAGGACUGAAAGCAAUCGUAAAUGGAUCGUCAUUCCAGUUUCAUAUCCAUUUGGCUUCAACUGGAACUUUGUGCCAUGGCAGUUCUUCUUACUAAAGGGGAAAUAAGAUGUUACUGUGAUGCGCCGCAUUGCGUGGCCACCGGCUACAUGUGCAAAUCGGAAUUAAAUGCCUGCUUCACCAAGGUGCUGGACCCACUCAACUCGAACUCUCCGCUCACGCACGGGUGUCUAGAUCCCAUCGCGAACGCAGCUGAUGUGUGCAGCUCCAAGAUCUCCGAGACCCUGGCCGUGGGAGCGUCCACGCUCGAAUGUUGUCACGACGAUAUGUGCAACUACAGAGGCCUCCAUGACCUCACGCACCCCCGAGAAUCUACAGAUCACGGCAGGUACCACACAGAGGGGAACAACCGCAACCUGAUCACACGGGUGCAGGAGCUGGCGUCCGCCAAGGAGGUGUGGUUCCGGGCGGCGGUGAUCGCGGUGCCCAUCGCGGGCGGCCUCAUCCUGGUGCUGCUCAUCAUGCUGGCGCUGCGGAUGCUGCGGAGCGAGAACAAGCGGCUGCAGGACCAGAGGCAGCAGAUGCUGUCGCGCCUCCACUACAGCUUCCACGGCCACCACACCAAGAAGGGCCACGUGGCCAAGCUGGACCUGGAGUGCAUGGUGCCCGUGACGGGGCACGAGAACUGCUGCCUGACCUGCGACAAGAUGAGGCAGGCCGACCUGGGCACCGACAAGAUCCUGUCUCUGGUGCACUGGGGGAUGUACAGCGGGCACGGGAAGCUGGAGUUCGUAUGACUUCCUGGUUUUGUCGUCUGUUUUUUUUCUUCCCUGGCCACUCCCCCCACAACCCCGGCCAAAACAGCCAAGACUGCCUUUUCCUGGUUGGGUUUCUCUUUUUUUAAAUAUAUUUUCUUUUACUUAAAAGAAAAUCCACUUUUUUCACGUCCAUUGUACUGAAUUGCGUUUCUGUUUCAAUGGAGGACAAAAAAUGAAAAGGACGAUUGAGCGCAAGCUGUGUGGUUUUUUGCUAAGGAGCACUUUACUUGAAACUAAAAGGCAGACCAAGGAGGAGCUGUAUUUAAACUUGAGAGGGCUGGACUGAGAGGGAUCUCUGCAACUGCCCUGUGGGAUUUCAGAGUUACACUGAGCGCUGAAGGAUUCCACGUCUGUCUUAUUUGCACAUUUGUAAAAAGUCAAAAGAAAAUACGUUGUUUUGCUUAAAAAAAAAGACAAAAAAAAGAACGAAAUCGAAGAAUUUUACACUGACACCAGGGUACAAACAGGACUUUUUGAGGAGUAAAAAAAGAACAGAUUCAGUGUUGACUGUAGGUAUGUGCACACUCCUCUGUGUACAUUUCUUGAUUCAAGCUUAUUGUAAAGAUUUGAAAUAUAUAUAUUUUUGUCUGAA
This is a messenger RNA of Osmerus eperlanus (European smelt), 1842 nucleotides long. RefSeq names its product BMP and activin membrane-bound inhibitor (Xenopus laevis) homolog a (gene bambia). The coding region runs from base 456 to 1229 and encodes 257 amino acids. Gene Ontology annotation, biological process: positive regulation of canonical Wnt signaling pathway; transforming growth factor beta receptor signaling pathway; negative regulation of transforming growth factor beta receptor signaling pathway. The record is from RefSeq and is a predicted model, not a curated record. Gene Ontology annotation, molecular function: frizzled binding. The transcript is spliced from 3 exons. Lineage: Eukaryota; Metazoa; Chordata; Actinopteri; Osmeriformes; Osmeridae.